This is a messenger RNA of Naegleria fowleri, 4116 nucleotides long. RefSeq lists its product as uncharacterized. The transcript is spliced from 3 exons. Gene Ontology annotation, molecular function: protein kinase activity; ATP binding. The coding region runs from base 1 to 4116 and encodes 1371 amino acids. Gene Ontology annotation, biological process: protein phosphorylation. The record is from RefSeq and is a predicted model, not a curated record. NCBI's taxonomy places the organism in Eukaryota, Heterolobosea, Eutetramitea, Acrasida, Naegleriidae.
AUGACGCAACCGAACCAUCCAUCACCACAACAACCAUCAUCUCCUUCCCAGUUCCAUCAGCAUCCACUCCAACAACAAUUUUCAUCACCCUUUUACAAUCCUUCCUCAAGGCCAUCAUCCUCUUCAUCCUCUUCUCCCAUACCAUUAUCAUUACACGCUCGGAAUAAUCACCUCACGAUGAAUCAUCAACGCACCACCACACCCACGACCACCAUGGUCUUCAUGAAUAAUACCAAUAACACUGCCUCUCCCAUUGCAAUGGGUGGGUCCUCUUCUUCCGAUUCUGCAUCGAGUUCUCCUUCUCUGGGCCGUGAAGAGGGAAGAGUCGUCCACAACAGACAAAGAAGGCUUGCCAUCACCAGCAGUAGUAGUACUCACAUGCAACCGUUUAUUCAAAAUAAUGGAAUGGUUCAACAACAACAACAAUUCACCCCAACUCCAAGCAAUUAUUCGGUCCAUGCAAAUAACAACAACAACACCACCACCACAACGAAUUCAACGACGACUAGUAGCACAUUCUCAACAAACCAACAAAAUUCCAACCAAAUGGUUGAUUCCUUUGUGAUCACAGAAGAUGAUGUUGAAAGUCAUCACGAAGGUCGACUGCAAAGUAUUCCUCAACAAACACCACCACCCCAACAACAACAACAAACCUAUAACCCCUAUUCAAGAAAUAAUUUAUCAAAUCAAAGAGAUAUGGUCUCGUCUUUUGGAGUUUUGGAAAAUGAUGAUGAAGAAAAUUAUGAUAUUGACCAAAACUUUUCGCCUCCUCUCCAACACAACGUUGAAUUAAUAAUGAAAAACAAUGUGAAUACAAUCACUACACAAAAUGCAAUGACAGAUUCCGAUGUAGAGUUGGAUUUUGGUUCAUCUUAUCUGUUUCAAAGGAGGCCGAUUCUAUCCACUCAGAAUGCAAAUGUGAAACGGUCAAUUUUGGAUCCUAUUAAUGAACGAGUUCUUCCUCAUCAGAAAAUAGAUACAGGUCAACAUGGUAAUAAUUAUGUUGACUCUUUUGGUCAAUUGGAUUACUCAAAUUCUGAAAUUCAAAAUACGAAACAACCAACCCCCAACAAUGACGAAGAGUAUGAUCUGAUGGGACUUUCUGAAAUAGGAAAGAAAUCAUCAGCAAGUCCUGAAAAUCAUUAUCUGCCUGUUAUUUCUCCAAACAAUUAUUCACAUCACACGAAUGUAAUCAUUAAUGGCAAUAUUGGUCAAUCCUACUAUGAUUAUAACUGGAGCGUCGGAGAUGUUAUUACGGACAUCAAAAAUUCAAAAUCUUUCAAACUUUUGGAACAAUUAGGUGAAGGAUCCUUCGGAGCUGUAUUUCGAGUGGUCCAUUUGGGUUCCAAUGUACAGUAUGCUUUGAAACGAAUUACUAUCAAUGAUUAUCAAGAGAAAGAAGUUAAAUUAAUGAUGAUGUUAGACCAUGAAAACAUUGUAAAGUAUUAUGACUCAUUUAUGGACAGCAACAAGAGAUAUUAUUGUAUAUUAAUGGAAUACUGCAGUGGAAAACAUUUAGAUCAUUUCUUGGCAGAGUUGAAAGAAAUUAGCAAUGAGAGCAAGGGUUUAAAAACCUUAUCGAUGGACGUCCGAUUUUUAUGGUUUGUUAAACUUCUUGAGGUAUUGCAUUAUCUUCACCAAAAUAAGGUCAUUCAUAGAGAUCUUAAACCUCAGAAUAUUAUUGUCCAAUACAACUCGGAACAUUUAAGAAACAAUUUUGAACAAGAAAUUCGAAAAAUCACUUUGAAAAUUAUUGACUUUGGACUGGCCAAACAGUUGGUGCACAAAAACUCGACAUCCACCAUAUGUGGAACAAGAGCCUAUGUUGCACCUGAGAUUAAACCCGGAGCAGAGUACGACUAUAAAGUGGAUGUAUACAGUUUGGGCAUAAUAUUCAUGCAAUUAUCAGCUGGUUUGAAUGUGAAAGAUUUCCAGCAAUUAAUUGAUCAACGAGCACGAAGACACAACACUGAUUUCUGGUCAUUCAUGAGGUCAAGUUACUAUUUUGACUUUAUCCAUGAUCACGUUUUUGAUAUAGGAACCAAACGCAUCGUCCAAAUGAUGGUUUGCUCAAGAGAGGAACGAAAAAGUGCUGCAGAAAUUCUAGAUCACACCAUCAUCCAAACUUGGAGAUUUAUCUUUGAUAAUGACUCUUCGAAACUGUUAAAUAUUUUGAGCAAACCAGAAUCCAUUUUGGGAUUUUUAAGUGGGCUCGAUUCUAGUAAUGCCUACCUGACAAGAUCCAUUCUGGGCAUGAAAGAUUUAAUUUCCAAUGAAAAAUUAAGACCCAAAUGUUGUGAACUCAUUUCAGAGUACAAAGUGCUUCCCGUUCUUUUAUUCUAUGUCUCGAGAAAGUUAUUUUCUGAUCAUAAGAUCCUUUCAGAACAACAAAAGACUCCUGCUGAGAUGUUUGAUGAAAUUUUCAAAAAUACCCUUAAUAUCAUUGCAAAAGUUAUGAUCUAUUAUGAUGGACAGCCAAACAAGGAACGUAUCAAACGAAUCAUACGAGAGAUGAGAAAUGAAACGUCAUUAUUACUCGUUGAUGAUUUAGGACGAUAUUCUACCACUUGUAUAUUAAGUUUUAUUCAUGUCAAAAUCUCCACUAACCCUAACUUUUUCUACACACUACCUUGCUUGAGAGUAGUAUUUAUGUUAUGUAAAUAUGACAAAUCGGCCAGAGUUGGUUAUUGCAUUUGGCUUGAGCGACACAAAUCAAAGAUUGGUAAAAUUGACGAACCACUCCCUGAAAAGAAAACUGAACUACUUCGAGGUAUCUCAACCUACAUAUCUUUAAUCGAACCAGGAUACUCAACAUUGUUAUCAUUGAACAAUUUUGUGGAUCCCAUGUUUGUUGAGGCAUUUAAUGAAAUACCAUUCCACCAUCGUAGACCACACAUCAAACAAAUAUGGAAGAAACUUGGACAAUUGUUGACAUUGUCACUUGAUAGAGGUGAUGAGAAAACUGCUGAAACAGUACUUGGAGUUAUGAACAAUUUCCUCUAUGAUUAUCACCAAUUAGAAAGAAUUACAACCUAUAGCGGUGUCAGCAACACCAAGUUUGCAGCCAUUACAGGAGAUUCAAAUAUUUGCGGGCUGCCCAACUCAACGUACUAUUUAAUUCCGAACGGAACUUCAACGUUUGGACUUGUGAAAAAUUAUGCCCAUGUCGAUCGUCAAACUUUAAUCUAUCAAUUAGUUUGCAAUGACUUGAAUCCUCAAGAAAUUAAGAUUUGCCAUUUCGAUCAACCUCCUUCAAACCUUCUCAGCAACGAUAAGGAAAUUGUGAAUGACUUUCUUGGAUGUUUCUCUCCUGUUUCGUUAAAUCCUGUUGAUUUUUCACAUUUAUUGAAUUUACCAGGCUCGCCGCUGACAAUGGUUGACAAUAAUCGCACCUUUUAUUUUCAUUCCAAUCGAACGACCAAGAUGGCCAUUUGUACCAAAGAUCCUCUGUUUUUCUUCCAACCACAAGCAGUCGAGCAAAAGAUCAAAUUUGGCCAAUCUCCAAAGAAUUUUGGUAUGAAAGACAUGGCAAGAAGCUCAACUUCUACUAUUUUCUAUUAUGAGGUGCAAAUUCAUAGAUUAGUAUCUUCUAAAAUUGCUAUUGGAAUCCUUGCACGAUCUUCCAUCAAUGAGAAGACCUCUAUUGAGAGAAAAUAUAUUUAUCAUGCCCAAGAUGGUUUUGUGUUUAUUGCUGCAGAUCAAAAAGAGAUACUCUACAAGGAAUUGGAAAUUGUGGCGCAUUGUGGAGAUACUAUUGGAUGUGGAUUUACAAAUCAAGGCGAGGUCUAUUUCACCAUGAAUGGAGUUUUCUUGUUUUUUGCCUCUCUCCACCAACGCAUUGCUCACGCCUCAAUAUUUCCCAUCUUGGAGGUACUUUCCACUCCCAACGACGAGUGUUUACUGCACUACAAUUUUGGAGAAAAUCUCGCAAGUGAACCUUUUGUGUUUCAACACCAACAACCGCUCGUAAGGGACGCAAGCAGAGAAAUAUUCUUUCGUGACUCGUUGAGCGCAAUGAAAAAGAUUAACUUCCAGCAAAUCAGCUCGAUGGCCAAAGCGAAAGAGCUACGGAGAUGUUUAGAAAUGAAUUACAGAAAGCUCUCUGAAUCUGAAUAA